AGAAAUUUCCUCUGCUAUUACACGACUAGCACUUAGACUAGAGGUGCCGUAAAGCUUGGAGAUAAUGCGCUGGAGAGAAUUUGCUGUUCUAGUUGUGAUCGUUUUCACUAUACAAACACAGGCUUUUUCUAUCAAAAGAAGUACUGCAGUAAAAACAAAAACUACUGUUCGAUUCUCUCCACUUUGUAUAUCAUGUACUGCAGCCAUAUCAGCACUUAGUCUCAUUGUCAAAUGGGACAAAUCCCAGCCGGUCAUUCUCGAAUUUGCAACUAUCAUUUGCAAAUUGGCAGCGAAACAGAGUUGGGUGGUGUGCAAUGGGAUUUCCGGACAGUUUAAAGAUGAAUUUUUCUACGUAUUCCGACGUAUGUCCGAUGAAAGCCCAUCCAGAAUUUGUGGUCUUUUGCUAAAUGAAUGCGCCGAUCCCGAUGAUAUCACAGAGGCAGGAUGGGAAGUUGAGUUGCCACCGAAACCUAGCCCUGAAUUGUUGGAGCUGAUUGAAGAACGGAGGCCAAAGCAUACGGUGAAAAAUGGCGCUAGUCGACAUCUUCGAGUUCUGCAGCUUUCUGAUUUACAUGUUGAUUUUGAGUAUGUGCCUGGUUCGGAGGCAGAUUGCGAUCUACCGGUCUGUUGCAGACAGGAAACUCAUCCUAGCAAAGCAGCUGGCUAUUGGGGAACUGCUGGGAAAUGCGAUAUACCCUACCGAACAUUUCAAAAUAUGCUGCAGCAUAUCAAUGCUACGCAUGAGAUCGACUACAUAAUGAUGUCUGGAGAUUUCAUAAAUCACUUCGAUUGGUCAUAUAGUGUGGAAACUCACGUCGCAGCACUAAAAAAUUUAAGUUCAUUGAUUCGUCAUUAUUUUCCUGCGACCCCUACUUACUGGGCCAUUGGAAAUCAUGAGGGAGUGCCAGUCAAUAGCUUUGCCCCACAUUUCGUCGACGAACGUUUCUGGCCGAUAUGGCUCUACGAAGAAUUUGAGAAGAUGAGCUCUCCUUGGCUCACAUCGGAUGCGUCAAAAGCGGUGCUCUAUCGUGGAUCUUAUGCUGUACAAGUGACUGAAGGAUUGCGUUUGAUCUCUCUCAACUCGGGAUUUUGUGAGACGACAAAUUUCUUUUUGUACUUGAACCAAAGUGAUCCUGACGGAACGAUGACAUGGUUUGUAGCUGAGCUGUUCAAGGCAGAAAUAGCCGGCGAUUCUGUACAUGUGCUAUCGCAUAUUCCCCCUGGCGAUGGAGAAUGCUUGGAAGGCUGGUCCCGCAACUACUAUAGAAUUGUUCAAAGAUUUGCAAACACUAUCACGGGACAAUUUUUCGGGCACGUUCACACCGACUACUUUACAGUUUUCUAUGAAGACAUGCACGAUACUUCAUCUACUCCUAUCGGGGUACUGUACGCGACGCCAAGUGCUACUACCUUUGCAAAUCUGAAUCCAGCGUACCGUAUCUAUGAAGUGGAUUACACUGAUAGAUUUAAAGUCGCGGACAUAAAGAAUUAUUAUGCCGAUGUCUCGAAAGCUAACGAAACCCAUCCACCAAACUGGAAAAUGAUGUAUUCAGCGAAG
Messenger RNA from Cylicocyclus nassatus, 1558 nucleotides. The record is from the annotation of a GenBank genome assembly. Lineage: Eukaryota; Metazoa; Nematoda; Chromadorea; Rhabditida; Strongylidae.